GAGGGAGGGAGAACCCACCCCUGCCAGCUGACUGGUAAGCUAUCCGGGAGCUUUAAUGCAGCUGCAGCUCUUCAUUCAGAUGCUGAGAGGAGCCGCGGAUCGCCACCCGAGGAGGAGUUUUUUCCUCCCCCUCCUUGUAGGGCAUAAAAAAACAGAGACAGUCCAUUUUUUUGUAACCGCAUUUCAUCCUCUUCCUGCAUACUGAGGGAUUCUCCCGCAACUUAAUGUUGGAAAGCGCUGCCCUGGAUGCAGACUGUGAGGAUUGCGGCAAUCCAAGACAUCCUGAAUGAUCGGAUCUCAGCAGCACCAGCCUCUCGUUGUGUGAAAUGCGUCACCGCGGUCCGGUUUACACAUCCCACCUCUCCGCUCACGGACCGUUUCGUUUGCUGACUGCUUCAUCGGGUAACCACAUGCGCGGGCCGGCGUCACCGCGCUGAUCCCAGAGAGCACGAAGGGUAUCAGGGGUCAGUGAGACAAGAGCGCUUAGGGGCGGGGGAGAAAAACCAGGCGGACCGGAUGACGUCCAGAACCGCCGAGGCCUCGGGGCUCCUGGCGCCUCCGCAACGCUGCCACGGGGGGCUCCAGGCCGGCAACGGCACCUGCGCGGAGCAGCUCAGCCUCCUCCCGCCGCUCUCCUCCACCCUCGCGCUCCUCGUGCUGGUGGCCGUGCUCGUGGGGAUCGUCCUCGUCUCCCUGGCAACGUUCCACUUCCACAAGAGGAAGCUCCGGAACAGGAAGAUCCAGCGCGCGCAGGAGGAGUUCGAGCGCGACAGUCGCAGCCCCUCGCGCGCCGGCCCCGGCGCCGGGGAGCCCGCGAGGCCGUGCGUCAUCGUGCGACCGGUGAGGCGUGACGAGAAGCCCUCGAGCCGGAGCGUGGACAGCGAGGACGCACAGACAGUUGCUCUGGACUGUUAACUCCGGGAAACUUCAGGGAAUGAGACUGUGGAAUAAACUGGAAAAGCAAUAAGGCACAAGAACCCCAUCCGCCCCCCCCUCCAAUCCCCGCUGCUUGUAGAUGACUUAUAGACACGUUAGGGUUAGAAAGCAGAAUAGCAGACCUAAUAGACCUAGAUAUAUCGCUGCAGUGACACACAGGCUAGCUGUGGCAGCUGCAAACUUUCAUUUCAGAGUUACAUCAGUACAGGGCCACGCUGCAACAACAACACCAGAAGAAGCAGAUCUGAAGGCUGAGAUUCAUCAUGAGUCUUAGUGAUUAUUGACUAAGAAGGAAAACAAGAAGAUGGGGGUUCUUGAUGGAUCCAGAAGGAUCAGAUACAUUGGGACAAAUGAAUGGAUAAUGCUCUGGAGUGUGGGAAGAAGACUUGCCGUCAAUUGGAGACUGAUGUACCUGAUUGAGUUGUUCAACUGAAUUGGACUCAAUUUGAUUGAAUUGGGCGGUACCUAAACGGAUUUGCAUUGGACAUGUUUUGUACAGCACUAUGACAUUACUUUAGUUGUGCAUCGGUACUCCCAGUAAUAUGCCGGAAAGGUUUUUGUUAAGAAAUGAGGAUGGUUCGUGAUGAGGCAUGAUGCAGAUGGGUGGGACUAGAGGUGAAUAAUGAGGAUCAGUGUGAUGAGAGGGGGAUUAGUGUAAUGACAAGAGGUUAUAAUGAGGCGUGGGGUAGAUAAGAGGGGGGGGGGGGGCAUAAUUAGGGUAUGACACAUAUGAGUAGGAUGAGAGGACUCAAUGAGGUAUGAAGAGAAGUGGUGGUUUGUGAAGCGGUCAUAACAAGACAGGAGAUAGAGGAGUGGGAUAAGACGGUGUCGUAAUGAGGCAUUAGGAGGAUGUCUGGGAUGUGAAGGAGUCAUAAUUUAUGAUGGGAUGAGGGGGGGGGGGUCAUAAUAAGGCAUGGGAAGAAUCAGUGGGGUGAGAAGGGGUCAUAAUGAGGAAAAGAGAGGAUGACAGGGAUAAAAGAAGGUCAUAAAGUGUGAGGAUGAUGAGAGGGGAACAUAAUUGGGCUUUCGGGUGAUGAAUGGGAUGUGAAUGGGGUUAUA
Molecule: messenger RNA, 1995 nt
Organism: Fundulus heteroclitus (mummichog)
Lineage: Eukaryota; Metazoa; Chordata; Actinopteri; Cyprinodontiformes; Fundulidae
Exons: 2
Coding region: 517-915 (132 amino acids)
Source: RefSeq, a predicted model, not a curated record